This is a messenger RNA of Ambispora leptoticha, 603 nucleotides long. The record is from the annotation of a GenBank genome assembly. NCBI's taxonomy places the organism in Eukaryota, Fungi, Glomeromycota, Glomeromycetes, Archaeosporales, Ambisporaceae.
AUGUAUAAGAAGAGAAAACGUAAUUCAGGUUUCAAAAAAACGGUUGAACGCUCUGUAAAAGUAGAUGUAGAAACUCAACGUGAAAUAAACCAAAAGCGUUUAAAAUCCGCAUGGGAUGAUAUAAUUGCACGUUAUGGUUGCGAUUUGACAGAAGAAACAGACGAAAUUGAUCUCAUGACCGGUGAGGAUGAAACAAGAUCAACCACCGAGGGUGUAGCGUCAAAAGACUUCGAUUCUAGUCUUGGAAUGUUUAAUGAUGAUGAAGAUGUAAAUCAAGAGGAUCAAAAGGAUGAGGAUUCGUUGCAUUCAUUUAAAGAAAAUUACCAUGAUAUACCAUCGAUUUCAUUGACGUCAACACAAAAUAAACAAAAUGUUACUGCUGGGUCACUUGAUAUUAUCGAAAUCCCUACUAAAGAAGAGAAUUUGCAUCUCAGAGAAAAAGAUGUGAUAAUAAAAAAUAAGAAGCAAGAAGCAAAUCUGAAUAGAUCCAAAAAUAACUGCUGUUUAUUAUCCAUUUCGGAAGGUUUUGAAUACCCAGAAUCAGGUUUAGAUUCAGACUUAGAAAGUAUAACGGAUUACUCUGACUCGGAAGACAUUAAUUGA